AUGUUUCCAAAACUUAGACUUACUAGUCGAAUAGAUUUUUUCAACGGGCUUUAUUUCAACUUUUUGUGCCUUACUGCAAUCGAUUUUGGACAACUUGUCCCUACAAGGGUUGCAUUUUUACCCAUUACAUUCCUAUAUGUGUGUCUAGGACUGGCAAUUACUACUAUAGCUAUAGAUGUGGGUUCUGAAUACAUGAAAAAACUUCACUAUUUGGGAAAAAAGAUGAAGAAUGCAGCCUCAACCAAGAUAUGGUUUGGAGGAAAGACGUUGAAAGUUCGAGAUUUAUUGCAUGCUGUUGGGAAGAAAUGUGGAGUUGAACCAGGAAUGAUCGACGCGUUAGAUCUGGAGAACGUUGUGGAGCGGACCAUUGCCAUCCAGGAAGGUCGUGAACCACCCGACGAUACUAAUGAGGAACCAGAACGGAGUCGUGAAUCGGUCACACAUCCUUCAAUGUCUCCAGAUAAGCAACCAAGCGAACAGAGUUCUUCUGAGGGAAGUCCAUUCCUUUCGCUCCGGUCACCUCCUAAUACUCACAACAAUCCUGACCUAGUCAUCAAAAAUCCUGUUUUUCAUACACUAUCUAACGAAAUGCCGAUGUAUUCACCUCCAAUCACUGAACAGGUGUUCUCUCCACCAGCAGAAGUUUGUCGGAUAGAAGUGCCUGAACAGGUCAGCGAUGAAGAAAUAGAAGAACCCCAUAUAAUAAUAACGGAACCUCCAGCUGCUCUUGAGGAUAUCAGGCAUGUGGAGCCCUCUCCUGUAAUACCAAUUAUUCUCGCAGAACCUGAAGGUACUUCCUCAAACAACUCUCAUACUCAUUCUCGAUCUGUCAGUCCCGAAGAACGAGUGCCGAAAAAGUUCAAAGAGAAAAAAGAAAUGUACGGACGCGAUCCAAGGAAGUUAUUUGAGACGUACCAAGAAGAAUGGGACCGAUUGGAAAGGUUAUCAGACAAGAGGCAUGGUCCUCGUCGGAAAUCUAUUCUCAAUCUUCAUGAUUAUACUGAGGGACGUUCUCCAACAUCUUCGCCCUCGAUCAAUACUAUCUUUCGAACGUGA
Messenger RNA from Necator americanus (New World hookworm), 1056 nucleotides. RefSeq lists its product as uncharacterized. The record is from RefSeq and is a predicted model, not a curated record. NCBI's taxonomy places the organism in Eukaryota, Metazoa, Nematoda, Chromadorea, Rhabditida, Ancylostomatidae. Gene Ontology annotation, cellular component: plasma membrane. Gene Ontology annotation, biological process: stabilization of membrane potential; potassium ion transmembrane transport. The transcript is spliced from 11 exons. The coding region runs from base 1 to 1056 and encodes 351 amino acids. Gene Ontology annotation, molecular function: potassium ion leak channel activity; outward rectifier potassium channel activity.